AUGUCUUCUCCAGCAAAAAUUGACCCCCUCGCGGUCUUUCUCUCUGAUUCGGCUAAGGCCUCUUCCUCUAAAUGUGGCAUUGACUCCCCCACCUCUUUGAAGUCGAGCACUACGGGCAAGUCAUCGCCGCGCAUGACCGCUGCAGAGACUGCCAUUAGGCAGCUCAACCUCAAGUCGAGCCAGCCAACGCCAUCGUUCACUUCUCUCCUUCCUUCCUCUAGCUCUCGUCCACUGCAGCCGGUCGACACCAACGUGUGCAAAGCUGAAAGGCAAGAAGCAUCUCUUUCCCGCUCGAGCUCCUCCACACCCUCUCCGAAGCUUUCCGCACUUCGAACUUCGGCGACGAAGAAAGUCCGCUCUCCCUCCAGCAAAGGCGUUGUCUCUGGCACUCGAUCUGUAGCGAAAGUGAACAAGCUUGGUACCGUCCUUGGCAGCACUGCUUCCGUGACGCUCAAGGGUGCCCGUAUCAGCGUCAAGGUCCCACAAAAGCUUCCCUCGCCUCGACUGACACCUCGCUCGUCGCCAUAUGAGGACCUAGUUGCGCAUCUGGCACGUCAUCAUCUGUUUGCAGAGUCGAAACAAGUCGAGCAGCACUCGAUACCGCCCGACUACCUCUUGACUCGGUACCUCGAUCUUGCUCACCUCGGCAAGUGCAGCUUGUACCACCAAACCAGCACCUUCCUCCACGCCAACGGCGAGACCAUCACCGCGCAUGUCAAGCCAGGUCAGUCUCUGCCCGUCAGCGUGCCAGUCGAUGUCACCGCCUUGAUCAACACGCUUCAGGUUCCUCCCACCCACAUUCUCGCCGUGCACUCGGACAACGAAGAAGCAAAGCUCUACGCUGUUCAUGGUCUAGUAUUGGCUCUCCAGUGCGUCUCCAUCCCUUUCCUGCCAGCUUCCAACGACAGGCAAGAAGGUAUGAAGGUGAUCAAGGACAUGGCUACUCUCACACUCCGCGUCCCAUCCCUACAACACUUUGACGUCGUUCUUCGCUGGCUUUACUCCCAAUCUACCACCUCUCUGCUGUAUGAGCUUCUUCCCAUCAAGUAUAUUGUCGCUUAUCUCACACGUCGCAGCAUCACCAAGCGCAAAGCUUCUGCCUCAGCAUCUGACAACAACAAGCAUGAUUCCGCCGCUAUUGCAGAUGUCGACGUCUCCAAGCUCUCCACGCUAGACCUGGCGGAGGUCAUGUCGACAAUGUCGACAAAAACGUUCCUAGAGCUGCUACAGACAAUCCAGGCCGUGUGGAAGAACGGUGUCGCGCUAGGCAUCGUCUCUUGGAACUUCUGGACCCAGCUCGAUAACGCUUGGAAUUUGAUCAUUGGUGCUAUGGUUGCAUCCAAGCGUCGUAGCCAAUUGAAGAUGGCUGCCGUGGCAGCGGCGACGGCCAACGAGCUCACUGCUCAGCUUCAGUCUACUCGUAUUGAAUGA
Messenger RNA from Ustilago hordei, 1431 nucleotides. RefSeq lists its product as uncharacterized. Lineage: Eukaryota; Fungi; Basidiomycota; Ustilaginomycetes; Ustilaginales; Ustilaginaceae. Bases 1 to 1431 code for a protein of 476 amino acids. The record is from RefSeq and is a predicted model, not a curated record. The transcript has a single exon.